AUGGCUGCCUCGGGGACUUCUGGGGCUUACGACCACCUGCUGAAGCUGCUGCUGAUUGGAGACAGCGGCGUCGGCAAAAGUUCUUUGCUGCUGCGCUUCACAGAAGACAAAUAUGACGAGCAGCAGCUCUCAACCAUAGGUCAGCAGCAGCAGCAGCAGCAGCAGCAGCAGCAGCAGCUGCUGCUGCUGCUGCAGCAGCAGCAGCAGCAGCUGCAGCAGCAGGCGCUGUCUGAGUGCCGUUUCGCCCCCAGAACCCGCAGCAGCGCCAGCGGGCGCGCGCCGCGAGCUGCCCUCCCCCGCAGCAGCAGCAGCAGCAGCAGCAGCAGCAGCAGCAGCAGGAUGUGUUUGCUGCUGCAUGCAGGGGUGGACUUUCGCGUGCGCUUUCUUGCUGCUGCGGGGCUGCAGCUAAAGCUGGCCAUUUGGGACACUGCGGGCCAAGAGCGCUUCCGCACUUUAGCUGCUUCUUACUACCGCGGCGCACAGGGAGUCAUUCUCGUCUACGACGUGAGCAGCAGGUCGAGUUUCGAAAGCUGCAGCAGUUGGCUGCAGGAGGUGGAGAGACACGGCACAGUUCCUGGCUGCGUCAAAAUGAUGGUGGCCAACAAAAUAGAUGCAGAGCGGGAAGUGAGCACUCGGGAGGGGCAGCAGCUGGCAGCAACUUUGGGCUGUCUUUUUGUGGAAACUUCCGCCAAGACUUCCGCGAAUGUCUUUUUGGCUUUUCAGGAAUUAGUUGAACAAAAGAUGCUGCUGCGGCAGAAGAUGCUGCUGCGGCAGAGGCAGACGCUGCAGCAGAAGCAGAAGCUGCAGCAGGAGCAGCUGCUGCAGCAGGAGCAGCUGCUGCAGCAGAAGCAGCUGCUGCAGCAGCUGCAGCAGCCGUUGCUGCAGCAGAAGCAGCUGAUGCAGCAGAGACAGCUGAAGCAGCAGCAGCUGCAGCAACAGCAGCAGCUGCGGGAAGUAGCUGCAGCAGAAGCAGCUGCAACUGCAGCAAUGGGAGCUGUAGCAGAAGCAGCAGCAGCUGCAGCAACAGGAACUGCAGCAGAAGCAGCAGCAGCAGCAGUAGUAGUAGCUGCAGUAGCAGCAGUUCUUCCAGCAGCAGCAGCAGCAGCAGCAGUCUGGAAUCCUUUUUUCUGA
This is a messenger RNA of Eimeria necatrix, 1131 nucleotides long. RefSeq lists its product as hypothetical. Lineage: Eukaryota; Apicomplexa; Conoidasida; Eucoccidiorida; Eimeriidae. Bases 1 to 1131 code for a protein of 376 amino acids. The record is from RefSeq and is a predicted model, not a curated record. The transcript has 4 exons. Gene Ontology annotation, molecular function: GTPase activity; GTP binding.